Molecule: messenger RNA, 357 nt
Organism: Colletotrichum tamarilloi
Lineage: Eukaryota; Fungi; Ascomycota; Sordariomycetes; Glomerellales; Glomerellaceae
Exons: 1
Coding region: 1-357 (118 amino acids)
Source: RefSeq, a predicted model, not a curated record
AUGAGCUCUUCCUCUCUGCCAGAUCAGCCCAAUGGGUGCAAUGGUUGGUCGAACGAUGGAUUUGAUGCGACAGAGGAGGAGGAUGCUACCACCACCACCUCCAAAAAGACUGCGGGGGUCUUCAACGGCGCGCUGGUGCGACCUUGGGCAGCGGGCUCGUCACUCCAGCGCCCGGGAACGUCCCGCCGACAAGGGCUCGGUGUUGAAAGGGCCCUGGGGUCAUGGGAGGGGGACGAUCUGUUCCCCUUUCUGGCUCGAGUCAGGACCGAAAUGGAAAAGCAUGAUGCUUGUCCGUGCGCCAUUCAUAUGGACAAUGGGGCCGGCCCUCUUCCAACGGUUGGAAUGGCGCGCCGUUAA